Molecule: messenger RNA, 366 nt
Organism: Diabrotica balteata
Lineage: Eukaryota; Metazoa; Arthropoda; Insecta; Coleoptera; Chrysomelidae
Source: the annotation of a GenBank genome assembly
AUGUACAUCGACGAAAUUAAUACAAAAAAUCUACAGAACUUUCCGACAUUAUUAGGAGUUAAACAAGAGGGAAUUGAUGUUUCUCCAGAAAACUAUACUACCAUUUCCAAGUACUUAGUUUCCUGCGGGAAUGAACUCCAGGAAAGAUUUAAUGAUUUGCGAAAAAUCAGAAAAUGUUUGUUAUUAGUGGAAAAUCCCUGGCGCUUAGAAAUAGGCACUACUACACACCUUGGGGCAUUGGGAUUUAAUAGCGACACGUUGUCAGAUGAGCUGAUUGACUUUAAAAAUGAUACAAACCUUGAGUUUGCUUGCUCCUCACGUUGUUUGCUUCAACCUCCCUGUGCGAAUCAUCAUAUUCAAACCUGA